Molecule: messenger RNA, 1293 nt
Organism: Fomitiporia mediterranea MF3/22
Lineage: Eukaryota; Fungi; Basidiomycota; Agaricomycetes; Hymenochaetales; Hymenochaetaceae
Product: aspartate aminotransferase
Exons: 9
Coding region: 1-1293 (430 amino acids)
Biological process (GO): L-aspartate biosynthetic process
Cellular component (GO): cytosol
Molecular function (GO): pyridoxal phosphate binding; L-aspartate:2-oxoglutarate transaminase activity
Source: RefSeq, a predicted model, not a curated record
AUGGCGAACAGAGCGAAGCAAGUUUACCAACACAUUGCAGGUUCAAGAAUCAAUAUGUCGUCUUCAUCAGAUCCAUGGGUUUCCGUCGCGCAGGCGCCACCAGAUAGCAUCUUCAAGCUCACCGCAGCAUACAAAGCGGACACGUUUCCGCAGAAAGUGAACCUUGGUGUGGGGGCGUACCGAGAUGACAAUGGCAAGCCAUGGGUGCUGCCCGUCGUGCAGAAGGCGAAUGAGAUAUUACUGAAAGACACGUCACUUGACCAUGAGUACCUGCCUAUUACCGGCCUGCCAGAGUUCACCUCCGCGGCAGCGAGGCUGAUGUUCAGCCCGAGUUCUGCGGCGUUAAAGGAAGAUCGCAUUGCAAGCGUUCAGACAAUCUCUGGCACUGGCGCAAAUCAUCUCGGCGCCAUCUUCCUCGCCAAGUUUUACCAGUGGAACGGACCGAAGCAGGUCUUCAUUAGCAAUCCCACCUGGGCAAACCACAAAGCUAUUCUGAAGAAUGUCGGAAUCGAGCCAGUCGAUUAUCCGUACUAUGAUCCGAAGACGAUUGACCUUGACAUUUCCGGACUCCUGAGCACUCUUUCCGGCACACCAGAUCGCUCCGUAUUCCUGCUGCAUGCAUGUGCACACAACCCGACCGGUGUAGACCCGACGAAUGAGCAGUGGGAAAAAAUCGCAGACGUAAUGCUCCAGAAGGGCCACUUUGCGUUCUUUGAUUGUGCAUACCAGGGCUUCGCGAGCGGGGAUCUUGACAGAGAUGCUAGUGCGGUGAGAUAUUUUGUGCAACGCGGGGUACCGAUGCUUGUCUGCCAGAGUUUCGCUAAGAACGCUGGGUUGUAUGGCGAGCGUGUUGGUGCACUGCACGUCGUUGGAGCUACGCAGGAGGCAGCAGUCAGAGUAAAAAGCCAGCUGUCUGUGCUCCAGCGCAGCGAGAUCAGCAACCCUCCAACAUAUGGUGCACGUAUUAUGAGGCUGAUUCUGAACGAUUCAGGGCUGUUUGAGGAGUGGAAGCGGGACAUUCAAACAAUGGCGAAUCGGAUCAUUAACAUGCGGAAGGAGCUGUUUAGGCUAUUGACGGAAGAGUUGAAGACACCGGGCAAGUGGGAUCACAUAGUGAACCAGAUCGGGAUGUUCAGCUUCACGGGACUGAACAGCACGCAGAGCAAGGCGUUGACAGAGAAGGCACAUGUGUACCUGACGGAGAACGGGCGGAUUUCGAUGGCGGGGCUGAAUAGCAAGAACAUUGGGUAUUUUGCGAGUAAUCUAGACAAGGCUGUCCGCGGAGAGCUGUAG